ACCAUGCCUCUUCCUUGGGAGGCCUUGAUCCCGUUCGGGCUUUUGACUACAAUGUUCGCUGCUGCGGGCACUUUGUUGAACGUGUCACAGCGUGCACAGAACCUUGGGAAGCCUCCAAGGUACCAUAUUGAUGAUUGGGACGAGAUGAUGAUGGAGAGGGACAAGAGGUUAUCAGGCCAUAGACGAGGCCAACGGACGGACCCUAUCGCUCCUGAAAACUUCUCGACAAAUAGUGUUUGGUACACAGACAAGACGAAGUAGAUGCGAUAGAUCUUUGUUUCUGCCAUCCGUCUUUGCUAUGCUAUGCAUGCUAUGGCACACGAACAGACCAAACAGACCAAACAAA
This is a messenger RNA of Fomitiporia mediterranea MF3/22, 346 nucleotides long. RefSeq names its product small secreted protein. NCBI's taxonomy places the organism in Eukaryota, Fungi, Basidiomycota, Agaricomycetes, Hymenochaetales, Hymenochaetaceae. The record is from RefSeq and is a predicted model, not a curated record. The coding region runs from base 4 to 261 and encodes 85 amino acids. The transcript is spliced from 4 exons.